GUGAUUCGUUUCUUAAAAUGUCGACUUAAAAUAUUGAUUUAAGCUAAUCAACGAAAUAAACAAUUUCAAUACGGAAAAUUCAUAAAUGAUGUUGAUCUGUUCACGUUCGUUUGAAGAGAAUAUUUUGAAUUUGAGGUUAUGUUUGAUUGUCGACUACAUUGUACAUAUAGCUUUGAGGUAUACAGAAUAUUGGUAUGGAAAAACAUUUUGCAUCGUUGAAAUUGUUAGAUUCGGACAGUGAUUGGGAAAUAACGGAGACUAUUAAUUAUUCUCAAACGCCAUCUUCUCGUCGAAUCUGCGUAAAUCAGAUCUGUCAGCGUGAAACUCAGCCUAACUUGGUUAGACAAUACAAUUGCGAGCAAAUUUUUGCCGAGCGUGCAACUGCAAGACAAAUGAAAAAAAAGGAAAGUGACAAUAAAAUUUCUAACGAAUAUCAGACAACAACCGAAUCUUAUUUUGAUUCGUUUACGUCGCCCAAUAGACAGUUUUGUAAAAAUAGCAAUAUAUUACAAGCACCGAAAUUUGUACCGAACAAACCAUUUAGUGAAAUACUACCCGAUGAAACUGAAAAUGUAAAUCCUACAAAUGAAUCCGAAUUUUCAUUGCAUUGCUCUGCAGCAAAUGCGAAUACGAUAAAUGAAGUUGAUAAUUUUUCCUCUGCACAAUUCAGAAACCCUAAGAAAACAGUGGCUAAAGCUGAGGCAAACGGUGACGCAAAGAUUGUGAAUAAAAAGACGUAUCAGGAAAUAAAACAUAAAUUCAGACCAUUGGUAUUAAAAAACAAAAUUCCACCAAAAAAGAAGAGAAAUAUGUGUUAUUACAAUUGCUUGAUAUUAUGUUUAUUUCCAAUAGUCACAGUAAUACUUGCAAUGCUUCUAAAUUUGAAUAUACCUACUGCCUGUAAUCGUGCAAUGUUUUUUUCAAAUGCAGCUCAAGAAUUACAGCAGAAGAUACAUGGACAAGAAAAUGCAAUUUCUAACAUUAUUAGUCAUAUAAAUCAAGAUAUUUUCUAUUUAAAAGUUCUGUGCCUUGUAGGUGGAACAGGUGUUGGAAAAUCUUACACUGCUAAUAUUAUAGCAAAACAUUUUCCUCUGAAAGAAGAAAUUUUUAUAUAUGAUACAUUGUUCCCCUAUUCUUCCAAUGGAAACAUGUUAAGUUUAUUUGAUUCGUAUCAAUUAAUCAUUAUGGAAAAUUUAAAAAUAAGAAAUUUAGAUAUUUUUUCUACUAUAAUAGAUGUGUUAAAUAAAAAAAGAGAUAAAUGUAUUACUGUAAUAGCAAUUUUCAACAUAGAAGAGGUGAAUAAUAAUUUAGAAAGAACAAUAAAUUUUACACAAAGUAUAAAUUCAAUUAAUGAAGCAUUUGCUGAUAAAAAGCUUGAUAGCUUAAUUGUUCCUUAUCAGCCUUUGAAUGAAGAAACAUUGCAAAGGUGCAUAAUAGAAGCGGCAGCAAUUAGCAAUUUGACACUUAUGUCGAAUCAAAUAAAUGAAAUCAAACAAAAUUUGUUACUUUCUGCCAGUGGCUGCAAGGGGGCCUAUGCUAAGGUACAAGUUAUUGGUAGACACUGAAGAUUUGAUUAUUCACUUUUAAAAUAUAUGUUCCUCUUUCUUUUAAGUGCUCAAAAUUUUAAAGACUGAAAUGGUAAUAUUAAUUGCAUACUUAAUAUCAGUGGAUUCUGUAGAAAAGUAUCAUAUUUCAAAAGUUUAUCAUUAUAAAUCUAAUUUUAGCCUCAGAGUGAUAGCAAGAAUAAGCUGGAAUAUUACAAAUGUUAUCCUUAAUUCAAUUAUUAACAAACCACGUUAAGCCAAGUCAACUAAUUUUUUCUGCAGUUUUGUUAAAGUUUUUAUACAAAGUGUAGUACCAUUAUAUUUAUAAUGUGUUUUAACUUAAUUUUAAUUAAUGUAGUUACGAAAUAUACUAUUUAUCGAAUAUUUAAAUUUGUAAAAAAAC
Messenger RNA from Frieseomelitta varia, 1947 nucleotides. RefSeq lists its product as uncharacterized. Bases 195 to 1565 code for a protein of 456 amino acids. Gene Ontology annotation, molecular function: ATP binding; ATP hydrolysis activity. The transcript has 2 exons. NCBI's taxonomy places the organism in Eukaryota, Metazoa, Arthropoda, Insecta, Hymenoptera, Apidae. The record is from RefSeq and is a predicted model, not a curated record.